Messenger RNA from Marasmius oreades (fairy-ring Marasmius), 324 nucleotides. RefSeq lists its product as uncharacterized. Lineage: Eukaryota; Fungi; Basidiomycota; Agaricomycetes; Agaricales; Marasmiaceae. Bases 1 to 324 code for a protein of 107 amino acids. The record is from RefSeq and is a predicted model, not a curated record. The transcript has 2 exons.
AUGUUAAUUAUAUUCCACACCACGAACAAGAAAAAAAAACUCCCUGAUGCAUUUUGGGACAUGGUUAUUCACCGUUCACCGCGUCUGAAGAUGUUGACUUUGGGUCAUCGUGGAGAUUCCUUACAUUCUCGUAGAGCGUUGGAGGUGACGCCCAUCCUUCAGGCGACAUGGGGAGAGUUGGCGUCGAUUAGGUAUUGCCGGCUGGAAGAAGACCAAGACCAAUCAUUCUCUAAAUGGAUUUCGACUCACAAGGCGCUAGAAUCACUGGUUAUCCAUGGAUUACCGGAUCUGAGAUAUCGGGAGUUGUUGGGGAAUCUCAGGUAA